Fulvia fulva is the source of this 273-nucleotide messenger RNA. RefSeq lists its product as uncharacterized. Lineage: Eukaryota; Fungi; Ascomycota; Dothideomycetes; Mycosphaerellales; Mycosphaerellaceae. The record is from RefSeq and is a predicted model, not a curated record. The transcript is spliced from 2 exons. Bases 1 to 273 code for a protein of 90 amino acids.
AUGGUUGCGCUACAGCCUACGUCGCUGCAUCCUGGAUCAGGCGGAUUCGAUGCGGCUCCACGAUCAUGUCCGGCUUCUCAUCAGAAGAUUGUGGAGUCAGCUGCAGGUGUACAGGUGUACGGACGACCGUUAAAGACUUUUGUGCAACAACUCGACAUAGAAAUAGCGGCGGCGGAUCUGUUCCGGUACUUUGUCUUAUCUAUAAUACGGAAAGCUCUGCUAUACCUUAAGCUACGUAAUUACAUAUUUCUAGAAAUGUGUAUUAUGUUUUAA